AUGAUUGUUAUUUAUUGGAUAUCGGCCCCAUCUUCUCGCUGGAAGACGUUCGUGGCGAAUAGGGUGUCUGAAAUACAGCACCAAACAGAUGGUGGACUUUGGGUCCACGUGCCUGGGAACGAAAAUCCAGCAGAUAUAAUAUCUUGUGGUAUGCUGGCAACGGAACUCAAGGAUUGUACCGUCUGGUGGAAUGGACCACCGUGGCUCAGCCAACCGAACAGAUUCUGGCCACCGCUCGUUAGGCCAACACCUAAAGCUUUUCUCGCCGAAGAGCUGGAAGACCGAGCCGUAUCUCUUCCAAUUCAAAUUCAAACUCCAAAUGCUAUCUUCAGUCUUCGCUCGUCCUAUGCUGGUCUCGUAUCACUAGUGGCGUAUCUUCUAAGAUUUAGUCACAACUGUAGGCAAAGAAAUCCCAUCGAAAGAAGAACCGGUUCUCUCCAUACCUGUGAACGCGAAGCAGCACUGAAGGUCUUGGUUCGCCUAACCCAAAGGGAGUCGUUGAAAGACGACACUCAAGCCGUAGCUACUUACGGAGAAGUAAAGCCCAACUCUAGAUUGAAAACCCUAGCGCCGACCUUAAACGACGGAAUUCUGAAAGUUGGAGGUCGUCUUCGUAACGCACCUGUUCCAGAGUCUCGUGAACACCCAAUGAUUCUUCCUCCAAACCACCAUUUCAUCAAAAUGGUACUUACCUACUACCUUCAGAAGCUGCUGCAUGCUGGUCCACAGUUGCUGGUUACCAGCUUACAAAAGCAAUUUUGGCCAUUAAGCUGGCAAGCUGGCGCGUAA
This is a messenger RNA of Armigeres subalbatus, 789 nucleotides long. RefSeq lists its product as uncharacterized. NCBI's taxonomy places the organism in Eukaryota, Metazoa, Arthropoda, Insecta, Diptera, Culicidae. The coding region runs from base 1 to 789 and encodes 262 amino acids. The record is from RefSeq and is a predicted model, not a curated record. The transcript has a single exon.